Messenger RNA from Homalodisca vitripennis (glassy-winged sharpshooter), 3558 nucleotides. RefSeq names its product protein tramtrack, beta isoform-like. The transcript has 7 exons. Gene Ontology annotation, cellular component: nucleus. Gene Ontology annotation, biological process: regulation of transcription by RNA polymerase II. The record is from RefSeq and is a predicted model, not a curated record. Gene Ontology annotation, molecular function: protein binding. Bases 232 to 1359 code for a protein of 375 amino acids. Lineage: Eukaryota; Metazoa; Arthropoda; Insecta; Hemiptera; Cicadellidae.
AUUACGCCAUUUUUGUACUUUGUUGGUGGUCUUUUGUCAUAUUUUAGUUUAUGUAGGGCGUCAUUUUGGUAUUUACAUUUUAUAUGAUGGUUAUUAAAUGUUUAUGUCUUAACGAAACUGUUAUGUAGUCGUCCUUACAAUCGUGUGAUAAAUUAUUGCGAUUACGAAACUUGUUAGCAACUGAAUUAGGUCACUACAGGUUAGAUUGGAUAUUGAAUAAAAUUUUAGGAAAUGGCAGCAGAUCACUUUUGUUUACGGUGGAACAACUACCAGAGCAAUAUGGUCAGUGAACUUGACAUCUUGCGCAGUGAGGAACAUUUAGUUGAUGUUACUCUUUCAUGUGAAGGACAGAAAUUUAGAGCGCACAAAGUAAUUUUAUCUGCAUGUAGUGCUUACUUCAGAAAUGUUUUUAAGGAAAAUCCUUGUGAGCAUCCAGUUGUCAUCCUGAAAGACGUCAACCAUGAAGAUGUAGAAGCCCUCUUGAGUUUUGUAUAUCAAGGUGUUGUUUAUGUAUCAGAAAAAAAACUUUCCUCAUUUUUGCAAACAGCCGAGUUAUUACAAAUUAAGGGCCUUACUGGUGCAGCAUCUACAUUGAAGGAUGAAAACCUUAGUGAUAAAUCUAGCACGGCUGUGCCCAAUAAGCCUGUGGUGCCAGCUCGGAAAGUACUUCCAUCAGUAUCGCCGCCCUCCACUCCGCCUGUUAAACGAAGAAAAGGAGCACCUGUACGGAUAUGUAAACCACAUGAGGAAGCAGAUGACUCGGACAACAAUAGCCAAAGAGAUGAAGAUGAUCAAGAACAAACAGCAAAUUAUGUCAAACAAGAAAAUACUGAAGAAACAGAAAGCAAACAGAUAUCAGAAGGCCAACCUGUAGAGGAAGAAACAUCAAUGGAAGCUGAAGGAGAAUUAGACUCUAAUGAAAGUGUGCCAAGUGCUUAUCCUCCAGGAGAGGCUCCUGAAAUGAGUGAGGAUGGUGAAGUCAAAAGGGAAGAAGCGACACUACUGGAACGUUCAUUAGUAGCAGCUAGUAUGUCAAGGCCCUUUGAAUCUCCAGGUUCAUUUCCUCCUUUUCCUGUGACGGGAAUCGUGCCAGGAAACGCUCCACUUCCUGAACAAGUCACGCCCACGGGGGGCCAGAUGAGUGCCCAACCGUGUCCCCUCUGUCCGAAGAUCAUCAGCAACAAGUCCAACCUGCUGAAGCACAUGCGUAUCCGACACACGGAUGAGUACAACCCCGCUUACUGCAUGCUGUGCAACAAACUCUUCAAGAACAAGUACAGUCUACGCGCGCACAUCAACAUCUACCACAAGUUCAUGCUGAACAGUGCACAACAGCCUCAGCCUCAGCCUCAGUACUGACCCCAGCCACAUCAUUUGCUUUUUAAUAUUUUUAUUUUUUUAGUUUGAGAGUUUAGUUAUAUUUAUAAUAGAGCUUUACUAGUAAUGAGAUAUUUAUAAUAGAGCUUUACUAAACAAGUAAUUAAUUACUUUAAAAUCUAUAUAUGUAUGAAGGAUAGAUACAUACAUAUGUUACUGACUCCACUGCCUUUGCACGAAGCUAUUGUACAAAAAUGAAAACUAAUACUUUAAUUGUUUGGGUCAUAAAUAGGAAAGUCUAAAUAUUUUCCUCAUAAUUGCUUUAGUUUAAAGUUUGUUUUUAAGAGUUUCAUGGAUCAAAAAGCUUAAGAAUUGUAACUCUUGAUUUUAAUUUUUUUUUAUUGUCUGAUUUCAAGACGCACAUCUUAACUCUAGAUUGCAAUCCUGCUUCCACAUUGUCCUAUAUCUGGGAUAAAUCUAUUCCCAGUACAUGAAAAUGAAGAUCAUUUCUGCACAUAUAUUCCUUUUACCUUAGAGUUUGUUCCUGAAGCAUCAAUUAAUUCCUUAUCUUUGCAUUGUAUGUGCCUUGCAUAAAGUCAAGUCACCAACUGUGAAACAAUUAGGUUGUAAUUCACUCUAUUUCUUGCAUGCUAAUUCAAAAUCUAAUUUCCUUGCAUUCUUGCACGUCCUGGUGCCAGAAAAAGCCAGUAUGUUGAUGGUGCUUCCUGGUACAGAACAGAACUGUAAAUACCGUGUCUGUUUUAUCCCUUUACUUGGUAUAUAUAUUAUUUUGUAUUUGACACCUGUUCUAAAGUUGACGUUUAUGAAUAAAGCUUUCUGUAUGGAAGAGACCAUUGUGUAUUUUCCUAGAAGUAUAGAAACAUACAAGAUUUCAACUUCCCAUACUAAAUACAAUUAGUUAUACAUUUAAUUCAGUCAGUAUGACAUGAGGCUAAGUAUACUGUUUGUUAUUUACUGAAGUCUACAUUUUUAAUUUUCAAAUGUUUAGUUUCUCAUGUAAAAAGCAAUUAUUUUAAUGGAAAAGGCAUUUUUCAUACUUCCACAUUAAAUUUAUUUAAAAUUUGUCUUUUCCAUUAAAACCUACUCACUUCCAUCAAGAAUACAAAGCAGAAAAUGAAAAGCAAUUAUACUUAAUCUCUUUCUUCCUAUACAAGCACUAUCCAGAAAGUAGAUAACUUUUGAUAUAAAAAAAGAAAAAAGUACAAGAAAAAUGUUAUUAUAAACAUUUGAAAGUAGCACUAAAAUACUAUUGUUCAGCAUAGUCACUAUACAAUUUGGUUUCCCUAUUCACUUGUUUUACCCAAGUCUCAUCUCCUGUAAUUUUUCCAUUCAAGCAAUGUGGUACUAGCGUUUUGUAAAUGUCCAAAAAUGUCAAUGAAGCUGGCAUGUGCUGAUUUUUAUGAAAUUCUGUUAUAAGAUUUUCAGUACCCAUCUACUACUAAAUUUAUAGUAACCUAAUUUCUACAUAGCAAUUUCGUGUAACAAACUCCUUGAAAUUUGAUGUAAAGCUUAUCAAGAGUGUUGUAUGUACAACACCUGAUGGACGUCAGACAGCUAUAACAUAGCUGUCAUGUAUAUAAAAAACAGUGAAGCUGAAUGAGUUUAAACCAUAUUUCUCUUUUCUAAGUAAAACUGACAUUUUUGGACUCCAUGUGUUUUUAGUGGGAUCUGAGGUAUCAUGUGGUUGAGAUAACUCUGCAAGGUGAAUAGCUGAGAAAAUAUACUUGUUUUUAAGUUGUGUCUGGUAAAAGAGUUCCAUGGAUUUAAUUUUCAUACACCCUCAACAAUUUUGGAAUUUUUCAGGACUAUUCAGGUUUGUAAACAUUCAGUGAAGUUUUUUUAAACUCUAAGGCUUAAUCUAAUGUAAAAGGUUUUUGUGUUUACUACAUUUUUCAUCCAGGUAAUAUUGAAAAACCAUGCAACCAUCUCAACUAUUCAAGUUGCUAAAACCAAAACCAUGAUAAAAGUUACAAUAAAUUAUUGUAUAACAUGUUUUAGGUUACUUAGCUACCUCUAGAUGUGCUCUGUCAAUGGACUUUUGCUUGAGUAUAUAUGUUUUUAACACCUGUGUAUUAGUGUACACUUUUAAUAUUUAUUCAUAUGUCCUUUAUAUAUUUACAGUAUUUGUAUUUAUAUUUUUCAAUAUUUUAAACGUACAUUGUGCCUUAAACAUAUGAGAUUGGUGAUGAAAGUAUACAAUAAAAAAUAUUUACAAGCUUA